Messenger RNA from Rotaria sp. Silwood1, 3219 nucleotides. NCBI's taxonomy places the organism in Eukaryota, Metazoa, Rotifera, Eurotatoria, Philodinida, Philodinidae. The record is from the annotation of a GenBank genome assembly.
AUGGCUGAUCAAACAUUAUUAGCAAAAGCUCGAAAAGCUCGAUUUGAUGAUUUACCAAAUUUUUCAGGACAUCCUUCUGAGGAUGUCGAACGAUUUUUAAAACGUAUUAAAAAUAUUACAAAAGCCAAUGCUGAAUCAGAAAAUAAAGAAAUUCUUGAAAUUGUACGUGGUAAAUUAACCCAAUCAGCAGGCUUAUGGUUUGAUAACAAUGAACAUAAUUUUAAAAAAUGGUCAGAUUUCGAAGUUCAAUUUCGAAAUCGUUAUUUUUCAACAACAAUGAUUCAUAAAAAGUUUGAUCAAUUAAAGCAACGACAACAAUUACAUAAUGAACCUGUUACUGCUUAUAUUGAUGAUAUCAUUAAUUUAUGUCGUGAAAUUGAUCCAACUAUGUCAGAUUCAAGUAUUAUUCAACAUCUGAUGAGUGGUAUUAAUCCUGAUUUUAAAAAAGAAAUUUCUCGGCAUGAAUCAUGUUUAUAUAACUUAAACGAAUUUUUAAAAUAUGCCAAAAUUGAACAAGAUUUACAUGAUACAUUUGAUAAAUCUCAACAAUUAUCAUUCGAAUAUACACAACAAAAUGUUUUAAAUAAUUAUCGACCAUUUACUUCAGUUACAACCACAUUGUACAAUGUCUCCACAUUUUCAAUAACUGGGUCACAUGAUGGCGGUGUUCCCAGUCAAUGUAUUCAGCCAUCAACAACAACAUCUUCUCCCGUUUAUAUCAAGAUUCGUGUUAACAAUCAACCAACUGAAGCAAUUGUUGAUACCGGUUCCGCCAUCUCAAUCACUCAUGCAAAUUUUCUCAAAACUAUUCAUCAUGAACAUUUUAUUUAUAACAAUUAUAUAUGUCAAACAGCAAAUUCAACACCACUUAAUAUAAUCGGUCAAAUUAAAUUAGAACUAAGACUUAAAUCAACAACAACAUACGUCAUCGCUCAUGUGGCAACAAAUUUAAUUACAUCUGUAUUAUUAGGUAAUGACUGGAUUAAUUCAAAUCAUGUUCAUCUAUUUGGUGAUCAACAACAACUGACUAUUCCUGAUCAACAUGAUCAAUUAAUAUCGAUUUCAUACGUAGCACCUACAUCUAUUAACUAUCCAGCAUUAUUAAUUGAUCAAAUCACUCUUCCACCAUACUCACAAAUAUUAGUUGAUAUUUCAUGUGAAAUUAAUAAUGAUCAUAAUCUGAUAUUUGAACCAUAUUCAAACUAUGCCUCAAAAUUUAUUUUUAUACCACAUACAUUAUUAAAUAUCAACAAUCAUAAAGCUAAAAUAUUACUAAUCAAUGCUCAGAAUCAACAAACAAUAUUACCAAGAAAUACACGAAUCGGAACUCUUUCUCGUCCUUCAACUUACACAAUAUGUUUUAGUACAUCAAAUCCAACAAAACAAAAUUCAUCUUUCAAUAAAUAUAAUCAAUCAACAUCCAGUAAUUCAAGCAAAUUAAAAUAUAGAGCUGUCACAAAUAAAAAUGACAACUCGGAAGAAGAAAAAUUAGAUAUUAUUUGUGACAAUUGCAAUGAAUAUUUUCUAUCUGGUAAUGAUUUACAAAAACAUUUACGAGCAAAAUGCUACUCUGAUGAAAUUCGUCAAAAGAUAUUCGAUUUAACAAAACAUAUAGGAAAUGAAAAAAACCGUUCGAAAAUUGAAGAUAUAUUAUGGCAUAAUAAAAUUCUAUUCGAUCCUACACCAUCCAUUAUUAACAUUCCACCACAAUCAGCAAUCAAGACAGGUGAUCAUCCACCUAUUUACUCAAAACAAUAUUCGUCUUCUUUAAAAGAUCAAGAUAUUAAAUUGCAAGAAACACAAAAAUUAUUAGAACGUGGUCAAAUUGAAGAAUCAACUUCUCCAUGGUCAUCACCUAUUGUUCUUGUUAAGAAAAAAGACAAAACAAUGCGAUUUUGCAUUGAUUAUCGACGAUUAAAUACUAUUACAAUUAAGGAUGCAUUUCCAUUACCCCGUAUUGAUGAAAUUUUUGAUCAAUUAUCCGAUGCAAUGUAUUACACAAAAUUUGAUUUUAAAUCUGGUUAUUUCCAGGUACCUCUAUCUAAAGAGGACCGACCUAAAACUGCAUUUUCAACUCGUGAUAAUCAUUAUCAAUUUACUGUCUUACCUCAAGGAAUUACAAAUGGACCAGCAACAUUUCAACGUGUAAUAAAUCAUAUAUUAGGGCCUGCGAGAUGGAAAUAUGCAUUAGCGUAUAUCGAUGAUGUAAUUAUUUUUUCGAAAACAUUUGAAGAACAUUUAAUACACCUUAAUGAUAUUUGUACAAUAUUAAAAAAUGCUCGAUUUCGUCUGAAUCCAGACAAAUGUGAAAUUGCUCAAACUGAAACAGAUUACCUUGGACAUAAUAUAAGAAAUGGUGAAAUUCGUCCAAGUUCUCAUAAUUUUCAUGGGUUAUUAAAUACCAGAUUACCACAAACUGCAGAUGAAGCUUGUAAAUUUGUUAAAGCAGCUGAAUAUUAUCGCAAAUUUAUUCCCAAUUUUUCUCAAAUCGCUGAACCACUUAGGAAAUUUGUUCCAACUACAAGAACUCAACAAAAGAAAGGACAAAACACAAGGAUUACAUUAACACAAGAUGAACUUAAAGCAUUCGAACAACUUAAACAUUUUCUUACAACUGACUUAGUGUUACGAUUACCGAACAAUAGAUUCCCUUUCAAGGUUCAAACAGAUGCUUCGGAUGAGGGAAUCGGUGCAGUAUUAUUACAAAUAUAUCCAGAUGGUGAUAGACCAAUUGCAUAUCUUUCGAAGAAACUUACACAAGCACAACGCAAAUGGUCUCCAAUGGAACAAGAAUGUUACGCAUUUAUAUGUGCAUUAGAUAAAUGGCAUAAUUAUUUAAGUGGAAUUCAAUUUACUUGGGAAACUGAUCACAAAGCAUUAACACAAUUAAACCAAAAAGCUCAAAUUAACAAACGAUGCGAGAGAUGGAGAUUAAAAAUUUUAGAAUAUGAUUUCAAGGUGAAAUACAUUCCAGGCUUAACAAAUUCUAUGCCCGAUUAUUUAUCAAGAUCUCCUGUUGAAGAUGCUGAAGAAGAUCCUGAUGAAACCACACACCUUCAUUCCAAAUCAACACAAACUGAUAUUUUAUAUGAUGACCAACAUUCAUCCAUCAUCGCAGCUGUUGAAACUCGUGCUAUGAAAUUACGAAAUAACACUUUAAAUGAACUUUCAAAUAGAACAAAAUUAACAUCAGAUUCUCUACAUAAUUCUAUUCAAUAG